UUCCUUUCUCUUACGAGCUUCCAUUGAUCAACUUUCCGUCUAUCAGUUCGGUCAAGUCGGUGCUCGAGGCAGUGGUGCUCCGCAGUUCGGCCAUAUGCGAGGCUAACAGUACUUUCGCUCUUAUCCUUUCAUUAUCUCCAACGCGUGUACAGUUUUCCCGUGUCCAGUUUUCCGACCAAACGGCAGUCGCAUUUUCCUGCAUCCUUAAGCAGUACCGAGCAACGAUGAGACUACUAUCGGUAUUCGCGCUGGUGCUAGCGUUCACCGCUGUGGCGCUUGCAGAGAAAGAGGUCAAAACCGAAGAUGGUGUGUUGGUUCUAACUAAGGACAAUUUUGACUCGGUCAUCGCAGACAACGAAUUCGUGCUCGUGGAGUUCUACGCUCCGUGGUGCGGACACUGCAAGGCGCUGGCACCAGAAUACGCUAAAGCUGCUAAAGUGCUAGCGGACAAGGAAUCCACGAUUAAGCUUGCCAAGGUGGACGCCACCGUGGAGCCCGAGCUUGCCGAGAAGUACGGAAUCCGAGGAUACCCUACACUCAAAUUCUUCCGUAGUGGAUCGCAUGUCGAUUACACUGGUGGGCGCGAACAGGACACAAUCGUGUCGUGGUUGGAGAAGAAAACGGGUCCUGCGGCGAAAGAACUCGAAACAGUUGAGGCUGCAGAAGAAUUCCUGAAGGAACACAAUGUUGCUGUUGUUGGAUUCUUUAAGGAUCGUGAGUCGAAGGAAGCGAAGGCAUUCUUGUCAACGGCAGUCGCCGUAGAUGACUAUCCUUUCGGUGUGACAAGCAGUGAGGAUGUGUACAAAAAGUAUGAAGCUAAGUGUGGCUCGGUGAUUCUGUUCAAACAUUUCGAUGAAGGAAAGGCUGUGUUCGAGGGCGAAGCAACCGAGGAAGCUCUGAAAAAGUUCGUCACCGCUCAGGCACUCCCAUUGAUUGUCGACUUUAGCCAUGAAACGGCCCAAAAGAUCUUUGGCGGAGAAAUCAAGAGCCAUCUUCUGUUCUUCAUCUCGAAGGAAGCGGGUCACUUGAAGGAGUUUGUCGAACCAGCCAAAGAAGUAGCCAAGAAGUUCCGUGAACAGAUCCUGUUCGUUACGAUCGAUGCCGACCAAGAGGAUCACACUCGCAUCUUGGAAUUCUUCGGUAUGAAGAAGGACGAAGUUCCGUCGUUACGUAUCAUCCGGUUGGAAGAAGACAUGGCCAAAUACAAGCCCGAAACGAACGACUUGUCAGCCGAUAAGAUUUUGGAGUUUGUGCAGUCGUUCCUCGAUGGUAAGGUGAAGCAGCAUUUGCUGUCCCAGGAUCUUCCAGAGGAUUGGGACAAGGAGCCGGUUAAAGUGCUCGUAGCCACCAAGUUCGAUGAAGUUGCGUUCGACAAGACAAAGGAUGUGUUGGUUGAAUUCUAUGCACCAUGGUGCGGUCACUGCAAACAGCUGGUGCCAAUCUACGACAAGCUUGGAGAAAAAUAUAAGGACAGUGACAGUGUGGUCAUCGCUAAGAUUGAUGCCACCGCAAACGAGCUGGAACACACCAAGAUUUCGUCAUUCCCUACCAUCUAUCUGUACCGAAAGGGUGACAAUGAGAAAGUUGAGUUCAAGGGAGAGCGAACACUGGAAGGUUUCGUGAAGUUCCUAGAAGGAGAAAAGGACGAGCAGCCCGAGGAAGAGGAAAAGGAGGACAAACCGACGAAGGACGAGCUAUAAGCGUAGUGAGAGUGGGGCCUUAACAAAACACGCGAUUGCCAUCAGUGUGUGCCUGCCCUCGUACGUUAAACAACAAGCAGAAAGGA
Anopheles maculipalpis is the source of this 1786-nucleotide messenger RNA. It is a transcript of the gene Pdi, whose product is annotated as protein disulfide-isomerase. Gene Ontology annotation, cellular component: endoplasmic reticulum. Gene Ontology annotation, biological process: protein folding; response to endoplasmic reticulum stress. The record is from RefSeq and is a predicted model, not a curated record. The transcript has 3 exons. Bases 225 to 1700 code for a protein of 491 amino acids. Lineage: Eukaryota; Metazoa; Arthropoda; Insecta; Diptera; Culicidae. Gene Ontology annotation, molecular function: protein disulfide isomerase activity.